Diaporthe citri is the source of this 207-nucleotide messenger RNA. RefSeq lists its product as uncharacterized. Bases 1 to 207 code for a protein of 68 amino acids. The transcript has 2 exons. Lineage: Eukaryota; Fungi; Ascomycota; Sordariomycetes; Diaporthales; Diaporthaceae. The record is from RefSeq and is a predicted model, not a curated record.
AUGUCGAAGUCGAUGCCGGCGUCGAAGUCGGAGGUCGAGGUCGAUGUGGGUGUCGGUUUCGGUAUCGGCGUUGGCGUUGGCGUUGGCGUCGGCGUCGGCGUCGCACGGGAUUGGAGCAAGGCGAGGCUGGGCUGUCAGAGUGCGAGUGUGGCGUGGGGCGUGACGGGCUUGAGUGAGGGAGUGGUCGCGAUGGUGUUCUGGUCCUGA